CAGGUGCGCGUGCGCCGCGGGACCUGCCCCCGCCGCGCCACGGCCGUUUCUUGCGAGCGGCGGCCGCCUCCUCAGAGCUGCGGGUAGGCCUUGGAGCGUGCAGGGUCGCUCGGCGCUCGAGCUCUUCUUCUUCGGCAGCCCGGCCGGGCGGCCAUGGCUGCGCGGCGACGGCGGCCCGCGGCUGGCGCGGGGGCCCGGGACACGCUGACGUUGCUGGCGCUGGCCUUGUGCGCCCCCGGGGUGGGCGGCGGGGCGCUCGAGUGGUACUCGGCCGUGGUGGGCAUCGAGUACGUGGACCCGCUGUCGAACCAGACGGUGUGGAGCGUGUCCGAGAGCGGCCGCUUCGGCGACAGCUCGCCCAGGGAGGACAAGCAGGGCCUGGUGGGCGUUCCGCGCGCCGACGGAGACGAGGAGGGCUGCUCGCCCGACACGCGCUUCUUCGCGCCCGGCCGCCUGGGCGCCGCGCCCUGGAUCGCGCUGGUGGCCCGAGGCCGCUGCACCUUCAAGGACAAGGUGCUGGCGGCGGCACGGAGGAACGCCUCGGCUGUGGUGGUCUACAACCUGGAGCACUACGGGAACGCCACCGAGCCCAUGUCGCACGCGGGAACGGGAAAUACAGUUGUCAUUAUGAUUAGCUACCCAAAAGGACGAGAAAUUUUUGAUCUGGUGCAAAAAGGAAUUUCAGUAAAAAUGACCAUAGGGAUUGGUACUCGUCAUAUGCAAGAAUUCAUCAGUGGUCAGUCUGUGGUGUUUGUGGCCAUUGCCUUCAUCACGAUGAUGAUUAUCUCAUUAGCAUGGCUAAUAUUCUAUUACAUACAGCGUUUCCUAUAUGCUGGCUCACAGUUUGGAAGUCAGAAUCAUAGAAAGGAAACUAAGAAAGUUAUUGGCCAGCUUCCACUACACACUGUAAAGCAUGGAGAGAAGGGAAUUGAUGUUGAUGCCGAGAAUUGUGCAGUGUGUAUUGAAAACUUUAAAGUAAAGGAUGUUAUCAGAAUCCUGCCAUGCAAGCAUAUUUUUCAUAGAAUAUGCAUUGACCCAUGGCUUUUGGAUCACCGAACGUGUCCAAUGUGUAAACUUGAUGUCAUCAAAGCCCUGGGAUACUGGGGGGACCCUGAGGAUACACAGGAGCCCAUUCCAGAAGCUGCCCCAGGAAGUGUUUCUGUUGGGAAUCUCAGUGUGACAUCCCAAGAUGAGGACAGGAGUGGAGAAAGCAACCUUCCGUCAUCUUCCUCGAGUGACUCUGCGCCACACCGCCCCAGUUUUAAAGAAGAUGCAGGGGAAGACACAGCGUUACUAGAUGAUUCUUCCUAUGGCUGCUGAGGAAUGAUGACAAUAAAAGGCCGAAUUGCAGUGUCUCCAUCAACAGUUUGCUCUCUAUGUGGGCACACGAUGACAAAACCUCCCGAAGCGAAUCACUGUCUGACCUCAGUAAUGCCAGGGUGGAAGCUUCCUGCCUAUGGUCAACUUUCCAGGAGGAGCUAGGAAAAGCCUUCCCACGCUAAGAAAAAUAAUCAGUGUCUCAGACUAACUACCCUGAUCAAGCAGAAUCAGUGUUCCUUUAGAUACACUUACCAAAUCAAGGACUGCUAGAAUUGUAAAAGUAAUAGUAGCCCUUCCAGAGUAAGAUAGCUAAAUUGGGCAGCAGUUUCCUUGAGGCAAGUUGAUAUUAUUUGCUCAAGGAAGGAUGAGGUUUAAUCAGUGUGUAUCUAUUAUUAGCUGGAACUUGAGGACACUGUUUUGAGACAAAAGCAGUUCUUAAGGUCAGGAAAACAUUGCUUUGCCAUUUCCUAAGCACUAGGUGUUGGCCUGAAGCAGAGAUAGCUUUGUGGUAUAAUGUGAUGUGUUUCUCUGGCACAGUACAUUAGAAAAGCUACCUAUGUCUUUUUUUUUUCCCAGCUCAAUCUUGCUUUUAAAGCCUUAGAAACAUCAGCAUUUCAUUUUCAGAAAUAGUUUGAAUCACUCAUUAUAGUGGUAUCUGCCACACACUUUGCUGAGACUUCUUUCUCAGCAAAGUCUAGAAAAUCAUGAGUUGAAGUAUCUGUGCCCAUUCACUGAAAAUAUAAGGUCAGUCAGUCUCUAUGACAAAUGGCAGGUUACGUGCUGGGCUGAUGACAAGUCUGAGAAAAACAGUAUUUUCUGUGGGCCCAUUGUAGUAACCGAAUCUCAGGUUUGUGUGUCAGUUCUUUUGUAAGUCUUGGAUGUUCCUAAUGUAGACAGUUUUCUUAAUUGCUAAUUUCUCAGAUAAAAUACCCCUGUUAACAAGACCUAUUCAAAAUAUUGUAGACUGCCCGGUAGAUCAUAGAUUUCUGAGAUACACAAUUACUAUGGAAAUGUUACCUAAAAUAUAUGAAGUGUGCUACUUAAAAUUAGGUAUGAGAAUGUGUCCUAUAAACUUAGUGAUCUCGUUUCUGUAAAAUUGAUAAAAUUGGUAAUAAAUGCUGUUGAAUAAUUUAA
Molecule: messenger RNA, 2454 nt
Organism: Microtus oregoni (creeping vole)
Lineage: Eukaryota; Metazoa; Chordata; Mammalia; Rodentia; Cricetidae
Gene: Rnf149
Product: ring finger protein 149
Exons: 7
Coding region: 154-1320 (388 amino acids)
Source: RefSeq, a predicted model, not a curated record